UUGUGAUCUGAAAUUCUAAAUUAAAUUGCAAAUUAAGAGCAGAUUAUGGUGAAUUGAACAAAAAUUAGAAUUUGACGGCUCAAACACCAAACCUACAUUAAGUCGAAAACUCUUUAAUCUUCAAAAAUCAGAAAAACUAUCAAAAAAGCUAGAAAAAAUAGCAAAAUUUUGAUAAAAUCAUGACAUCAACUGAAAGUUAUCCAAUCAAGCUAGAACCAGUAGACGGAGUGGUUCUAGAAAUUAAGACAAUCCAGACAAACAUUCAUAAAAUCAUAGCAGAUGACUACAAUGAUGAGGAAGUCACAACUUCUAUUAUUCCGAACUUCAACUUUGAUGAUGCAAACAUGAUCAAAAUGGAGCCGGCUGUCGACUACACUCUGGAAUUGGAUGAAGAUAGAGAUUGUGGGGAGAUUCAUAAGAAGCUUCACAUCCCAGUUGAGGAUCAAGGUAGCAAAAAUGUCAAAUCUACAAGAUCCAAAGGCAUAAAAAGAAGACACACAGAAAUUGUUGAAGAGAUGUUGGAUGUCAGCAAAAACGAGAGUCUUGGAGAAAGAAUCAAGAAGAAAGUUCGAAAGUCAACCACAAAAGAAGCCAUUAAGAAGAUUCCAGAGACUGAAAUUCUACCAAAAACUUUAAACAAAUCGAAUUCAAAGCUGCAAGUUAAUCAGGAAAAUUCCAACAAAAAAGUCAACAAUUCAGGAGGCAAGGAAAAGGAUUCUCGAGGUUCAAAAACUAAGUUGUCACAGAAGACAUCAGGAGCUUCAAGUUUAGACAAGGCAAAGCUUAAGAAGGAUGGCGAAGCUAUCAAUCGUGCAACUCAAAAAUCAACAAAGAACAAUCAAAAAAUUACCAAAUAUUUUGAAACUACUGAAAAAGACAAGAAACCCGAUAAAAAACCAGAAAUCCCAAAAGAUUUAAAAUCAGAAGAGCCAGAAAUCUUGAAAAACACUAAGCAGCUUAACCUUAAAAAUAGAAAAUCUUCAAAAAUUCUCGAAAGAACCCCAAAAACUGAACAAAGCUCAUCAAAAAACCCAAAAUCAUUGCAAAACUCAAACAAAUCUUCAAAAACUACCAAAAGAUCUUCAACAUCCAACAAAUCAUCACUUGCCCUCCUUAAAUCACCAAACUCCAGAAGUUCAAAGCUAAAACCUGCAACAAAACAGGAGCUUUCAAGUGACAGUGAACAUUCAGCACGAGAAACUUGCCUUGAUUCUCAAGACUCAGAAGAUCUAUCAAAAUUCACUACAAAAUCACUCGCAGAACCUCCUGAUAACCAAGAACAGCUAUCAAGUGACCUCACAGCUUCAACCAGCCUUGAAUGCAAAAAGUGCUUCAAAUUAUUCGCCACAAAACUCAAACUUUAUUAUCACAGCAAGACUCACCUCCCAAAAGACGAAUGUAAAGUUUGUGGACGAAAGAUUCAAGCUUAUUUAAUGAGUCGUCAUCUCCGAUACCACAAAGAUAACAAACCAUUCAGAUGUGAUCUGUGUCCGAAAACAUUUAUAUCGAUUGUGUCCAUUAGAAAUCAUAUGUACAAGCACACGUCAGUUAAGAAGUUUUAUUGUGAUGUCUGUGGACGUGGAUACAAUGACAGUCGACAUUUAAGGGAGCAUAAAUUAGGACAUACAAAUCCUUGUGCUUACCGAUGUGACAUGUGUCCAAAAGGUUAUGAAAGAAAGCAGGCACUUGAAGCUCACAUGCAUGCAAAUCACAUGGAAGAUACGAAAUGGUACACAUGUAAAAUCUGUGGAUAUAAGACGAAGAUGUUGACUGUCAUGUAUAGCCAUAAGAAGAGACAUGACAAGACAAUCGAAUGUGAGGAUUGUGGGAAGAAAUUCUCAAAUAAAUCGGAACUACAGGAUCACUCUUUGGCUAUUCAUGUGAAGGUUAAGAAUGUUGAAUGCACAAUUUGCGGGAAGUUCUUUGCUAGUAAGAGAUACAUGCUGAAGCACAUAAGGAGAACACAUGCUGAUCCAAAGAAGUUCAAAUGUGAAAUUUGCGAAAACACCUACAAGUCAAUCGAUGCACUGAAGCAGCACCUAAAAAAGCAUGAAUCAAGGAAGCAGAAAUGUGAAAUCUGCAAGAGAGAAGUCAAAGAGAGCUACAUGAAGAAGCAUCAAGCUUUAAAUUCAGAGUGUAGGAAGAAAUUAGAUCAAAAGAGUAAAAAUAUUAAGCAAGAUAGCAGCAGUAAUGAGAGUUAUGAGGAUGAUGAAAGUGGAGAGUAAAAAUUGAGCUUGUUCCUUCUUGUUGAUCUUCAGUUUAGUCGGUUGUUAGGUUUUGAAGUUUUUACAACGUUUGGUAAUUCCAAGAAUUGACAACUUUAUUGAAUUAAAGCUAAUUUUAAGAAUUAUGAGCUU
This is a messenger RNA of Chironomus riparius, 2357 nucleotides long. The record is from the annotation of a GenBank genome assembly. NCBI's taxonomy places the organism in Eukaryota, Metazoa, Arthropoda, Insecta, Diptera, Chironomidae.